AUGUCUCGACCAAUUGAUAGUAUUAGUGGUUCGCAGGAGCUCUCCCAAGCACAAGAAGAUAUCCUGCGCAAAGAAAUCAAUUGCCUAUGUGCAACUAUGCUUUUGCAAUUUGACUCACGUCUUGGAACUUUGUACCUGAGAGAGCUCCAUCUCAAUGGUAAUUGGACCAAUGUACCGGUGGCUAUUCAAUACUUAGAUGAGAUCGUGUUCUCCAGGGCAGAUAUAAGCUACAUCCUAGAACAAAUUUCGUCUCUUUCAUUACCCGUGCAUGGACAUCGGCUUCAAUUACGCGACUUUGCGCAGGCAGCUUUCACUGGCGACUUUGAUAUGGGUGUUUCUUCCUAUGAAAUAACCAUUGUUUAUGCAGCAAUUAAACUGCCCCUCGCAACCUCAAACAGACUGGUUCUUGCCUAA
Melampsora larici-populina 98AG31 is the source of this 414-nucleotide messenger RNA. RefSeq lists its product as uncharacterized. The transcript is spliced from 3 exons. The record is from RefSeq and is a predicted model, not a curated record. The coding region runs from base 1 to 414 and encodes 137 amino acids. Lineage: Eukaryota; Fungi; Basidiomycota; Pucciniomycetes; Pucciniales; Melampsoraceae.